Molecule: messenger RNA, 6458 nt
Organism: Monodelphis domestica (gray short-tailed opossum)
Lineage: Eukaryota; Metazoa; Chordata; Mammalia; Didelphimorphia; Didelphidae
Gene: HDGFL3
Product: HDGF like 3
Source: RefSeq, a predicted model, not a curated record
AGGGUGGGAGGGGGGAUGUUGAGGGCGAGGGAGAACAAUAAUAAGAUCGUGUUGGCGGCCGCUGCCUGAGGAGGAAUUCAGAGCGAAACCCAUCCGCGCCCUCACCGGGCUGGGAAGGGAAGCCCGCCGCCGCCGCCGGCGGGGGGAUGAGGCGGGCGACGCGGCGGCUGUGACCAGCGGGCGGGCUCGCCUCCGCAGCUCCAGGAAGGAGCGAAGAGCUGCGGAGCCUGAGCCGCUGAGACGCGCUCUCUCCUGGACGCCGCGGGGUGACCGCGCGGUGGCCGCUGUGUCCCCUCCCCCACUGUCGGGGGCUGUGAUUUGCCGGGGCCUGGUCCCCGUCCCCCUCCCCCCGCCCCGUCCUCCCGCCCCGCUCCCCGCCCCCUCCAUCGCCGAGGCUCCCGCCGCCGCCGCUGCCGCCGGGGGAGAGAGGAGGCAUCGCCCGGGCGAGUGCUGCUGCCGCCGCCGCCGCCGCCGCCGCCUCCUCCAAAGCCGCUUCCCUUCCCUUCCCGGCUCCGGCCCCGCCUCGCCCCGUCGCUUCCCUUGCCGUCCCGGCUCCGAGGCCGGGGAGGGGGGCGCGCGGGGCUCAGCCCGCAGGGGGGCGGCCCCCCGGGAUCUUCGGCGGCAGCGUUUCAGGGAAGCAGAGGCGGCUCCGGAUGGCGCGUCCGCGGCCCCGCGAGUACAAGGCGGGGGACCUGGUGUUCGCCAAGAUGAAGGGCUACCCGCACUGGCCGGCCCGGAUUGAUGAACUCCCAGAGGGAGCUGUGAAGCCUCCAGCAAAUAAAUACCCAAUCUUCUUUUUUGGCACCCAUGAAACAGCAUUUCUGGGACCCAAAGACCUUUUCCCAUAUAAAGAAUAUAAAGAUAAGUUUGGAAAGUCCAACAAGAGAAAAGGAUUUAAUGAAGGUUUGUGGGAAAUAGAAAAUAAUCCUGGAGUCAAGUUUACUGGAUACCAGGCAAUUCAGCAACAAAGCUCUUCAGAAACUGAGGGAGAAGGAGGAAACACUGCAGAUGCCAGCAGUGAGGAAGAAGGUGAUAGAGUAGAAGAAGAUGGAAAAGGCAAAAGAAAGAAUGAAAAGGCUGGCUCAAAACGGAAAAAAUCAUACACUUCAAAGAAAUCCUCUAAGCAGUCACGGAAAUCUCCAGCAGAUGAAGAUGACAAGGACUGCAAAGAAGACGAAAAUAAGAGCGGUUCUGAGGCUGGGGAUGCAGGCAAUGACACAAGAAACACGUCUUCAGACUUGCAGAAAACCAGUGAAGGGACUUAACCAACAUAAUGAAUACUGAAUAAUAAGGGAAACCACAAGAAGGUUACAUGUUUGAUUGUCUCGGGUUUGAUAUGAAUCAACACAUAAUCAUUGUUACCAUCAAUAGUCCCAGUUUGUAUGCACAUUAUUCACAUUCCUCUGUUGUGUUUGCAAAAAAAUAAGAAGACAUUUUAGUCUUUUCUAAGGAUUUUCAAUCCAAUUUCUCAUUUGGUUGCAUGAAGUUGCCCUUAACUGCUGACAGAUGAUGAUUUUUACACCAAGUUGUUCAUCUGGAUAUGUUUUACCAAUAGAAAGGGCAGUUCUUCUCAUCCUCCUCCCCUUAUCCCUACCCUUUCCCACCACUAAAUUAAAUUCAAAUCAGCAUUUUUACAAAAGAGGCCAACAGCAAAAAGUUUAGGAAUAUUUCCCCUUCAUGAGGGAACGUGGAGAUUAACUCCUAGAGACAGAAGUGUAAAUUACCACAAGGCCAUUCUUUUGUUCGUGGAUUGGAAACAAAAGCAAAAUUGUUCUUGGAUUCAUGAGGCCAAGUGCGAAAUAUUCAAUAAUGUUGUAAAAUACCUAUUCCUUAUUAGAAAUAGCUAGCUGAGAGCUAAUACUUCUCAAAAAAUCAUGCUGUUAUGUACACAAAUUCACUUAGUUUCUAUCUGUGAUGUUCUUAGUCUUUUGUGUUCCUAAUUUAGAUUAAGACAAGGACUUUUUUUUUCCAAUACCAAUACAACUUGAACUAAUUACUCAUGUAUCAGAUACCUUUCAUUCUUAAGCCUGUUUAUGAUACAGCAGCCCUAUGGGAAACCAAAACAAAUCACUGACUUUAAAAUACUGAAAGGCUUAAAAAAAAAAGAAAUGUAUUCUCUUUUCUUUUGGAAAUAGAGUUAGACUAGUAAAUAAUCAUUCCAGAACCAUUAUGUGUACAUUAUUGUUGCAAUUGUGAUAAUAGAAAAUUUUAUUUAUUUUUAUGCCAGCUAAUAUUGUGAGAACAUAUUUAGUCGGUUUGGUUUUUUCAAUCCUUGUUAUGCUUGUCCUUGGAACAUCUUUCGCGUAUUCAAGGUUUGUAGUUGAAAAGUUUACUGUAAAAAAAAAAUCAAAAACAAAAAAAAAUGUAUUGUUUUUACAGAAUAAAUUUAUUGGAAUGUGUAUGGGAGUAAGAUUUGAGGUUGUAAGCAACUGAGCUAGUGUCAUUUGGCUUCAUACAUGUAAUAAUGUGAGGUAUUAAUGUAACUCAGUAUUAAAGCAAAAUAUUGUUAACAAGAAGUUGACAAUAGAACCAAGUGCAGGUGAGGUUUUUUGUACGUUUUCUGGGAAAUAGGGUUAUUAAUUUAUUAAAAACAUAUUCAGCCUAGCUUUGAAAAUACUGAAAAAAAUGGAUGCAUGACCUGCAUGUAUAAGAUAUUACCACAACAAAUGCACUCUUAGUUUCAUAUAUGUCACUACACAUGUGCUUUGGCUUCUUAUUUUCUUUUGGUUUUUCUUACCCUACUACUGAAGAGACUGUAGGGUAGGACUAGAGGGUGAGGAGGGUGGCUACGUAAAGAAGUAAGAAGAAGGAGAAAUACCAAUGGCAAAUCAGGUACACUAUAGUCAUGGUGGUGUCUAAGAGGUAUGAUGUACUUACAUUUAACCAGACACUCAAAUGGAAUUUCUUGACACAUUUUCUGAUCUAGAUCCUUGUUCUCAUUGAUAAAAAGUUGAACCUUUUCAUAGGCUCACACAUACACAUUUACCAGUACAGAACAGGAAUGAGGUCAUAGGAAGUAGGUAAGGAAGGUAUUCCAGAUUUCUUUAAGAGUGCUUUAUUAAAUUUUACUUUUAAUUAAGGUGCAUUAAAAACUAAAAUCCUUCAAAAUUUCAGGAAAAUGCUCACACUGAACUAUAAAUGUGAUACAGAUACUUGUAAUCAGAAGUUCAAACAAAGAAAUUUAAAAAGAAACAAAAGGGAGUACUAUGGACAACAGACCAUGGCUUGACAGAAAUAUGGAAAAUGUUUGCAAUAAAAACUUUAAUAAGAGAUUUUUUUCACAAGAUAGAGACCAAACAUUUUAUUUCAAUUACAAAUAUACAUUGAAUUAUAGUAGAAGAACUCAUUACAAAUAGAAAUGUAGAAACUUCAUAAAGGGAAGAAAUUUUAGCAGGUCCUUCUUCUGGAGGUGAGUUUUCCAAACAAAAACAAUAUUAACAGAAGCACUGUAAAGAUUAGUAUUCUUUAGAGGUUAGAGAGAAUUAAGAGUUUAAAACAACAUUUUCUAAAAGGAGGCGGUUUACAAUUAACAUUGUGAUUGGUAUUAGAAAAUACAAAGAUAAUUGUUCAAUUUUACACCCCCCCUCAAAUCCAUAUUUGUUAUGAAAAGGCUCUCUUUCAAUCAGUCAGUGACAAGACCACUUUUGUUCCAACAUAGGUUUAUUUUUAUGCUUCAAUGUAAUUCAACGUAGGUUUCAUUUCAUAGUAGUAGUAAUUGCUGACAUUUCAAUAAUGACAUUUGGGCAAAUAAAAUGAUGGGGCAAAUAAAAUGAUGAGAUAAUAUAAUCACUGAGUAGUAGCAAACAUCAAAAGUUUAUUCACAAAUAAUUUAGAAAAACAUUUUUAAAUCCGUUUUUACAUUUUUCUAGACAAAUUAGUUUUCCCUUUUAAAAAAAAGAACAAAUCUGAAAAUAUUACAGUACAAUUAUACAUACAGUGUAGAGCAAUAAAAUUGUGUGUACUUCAACAUACACUCUGAAAGAGAUCUUAGAUCAGUAUUCCAGUUAUAACAAAAGCCAGUAACAUAGCUACAAAAAAAAAAAAAGUGAAGUGACUUUUAUUCCUCCUUCUCAUCUGUCUUAGUUUUCAAAAAGAACUCUGGUUUGUAGACACAUCGAUAGGCCAGCAACUGAGGAAGAAUUCCAUAAACUAAGUUUAAUAUGAGGAAAAACAUUUUAGCCUCCUCAGGAACUCUGUAGACAUAAGGAGUUCUGGCAUGAAGAGAAGCACCAAUGUGGGAAAACUGAGCCUGUUCAACAUAGAAAACAAAAAUGGGUCAGCAGAAAGUGUGCUUUCAAAUGCAGGCAUAAUGAUGUAAAAAUGGUUCAGCAUUACUGUAUACAUGUGCCCUUAUGAACAGUCUUACUCUCAGACAUCUCACUUUAUAAAGAUUCAUGUUCUUUAGAAUUUCACUGAAUUUGGGGUCAUUCUUGAUGUAACUGUCCAAAUAAAUCAUACCAUCCUUGACAUGGUUAGAGUGUGGCAGCUGUGUUUUUGAACCCAUCUAAUAUUCUAUGCUAAACUCUACUAAUGACUUAAUUAUUCCCCAUAUUAACAUAAAAUUCUUAAUUAAAUCACAAGUUUUUGCUAUGGUACAUAUUCUGGAGAAACUAAGUAGGCACUUAAUUGCCAUUCACUGAUUAAAUUUUCAACAAAAAUUCCAGAAAAAGGAAAGCUAAAUAAAUGGAUUUUUUUUGUUGUUGCUGCAUAAAUAGCUAAUCAAAGAUAUAAGGAAGAGAUGCAGAGGAAGCCUUGUUUUAUUUUGUCUACAUCUGUUACCUAGUCUUUCAAGCAACUCAUUCAUAUUAAUGAGCAUAUGUAGCAAUUAACAAUCUUAUUAUAUUUACUUAUUUAUGUUUGCAAUGUAAGGAAUCUGAGAGCUUGUGUUGUACCCUAAGGUUGUCGAGGGAAUAAUUGGGAAAAACUAGCAGGGAGUUCUUCCCAGUUUGGUAGAUAAAAACACAGGCUAUCUUUUCAGGUCUACCAUUUUGCCUAUAAAUCUGUUUUGCCAGACUAGCAUGGAGUAUGGAAAAAGAAAAGGAAGUGGGACUGUCUUUGUUCUAUUGCAUACUUGCCACAGUACAUUUAAAAUAAAAGGAAAUGACUUGAACUUCCAAGAUAUCAUUCAUAAACAUGAUAGAAAAACACAUUAGAAAAAUGUUUAUUUUAAUUAGGAAGUUAAAUAACAAAAUGAGAAUAAGAAAUAAGAAUAAGAUUGGAUAUUUUCUCAAAAUAUUUUGUUACACUUAUUUGGUACUACUUCAAUGUUUGAAUUUUUGUAACCUGAGUAAACUUUAGCAUAUAAAAUUCAUGAAGAAAUUAAAUAGAAACUUGUGACUUCAACAUAAUAUCAAAGUAGACACAAACAAUACAUUUUCAACAUAAAGUUUGCCCUGAUAGGGUCAAAAAGUAAUAGAAAAAUCACUUUUAGUAAUUUAUACAUAAUUUAUUCUAUUAAUCUAACAAAUAAUACAGUAUUGGCAUCUAUCACUAAAACCUCAGUUUCUUUGUCUAUAAAAUAGAGGGGUUGGACUAGAUGAUCUUUCAAGUCCCUUGUAGCUCUAAAAUUCUACAUCUAUGAAAUGGAAAGGGAGAAACCUUUAUUUAUCAACCAACAGGUUUCUUAGUUUGCAUGUGACAAGUAUUUUAGGAAAUAGAUUUUUAAUUCUGGGUUGGAAGGUUUUUGUUUAUGGAGGCAAAAGUAAGUAUAUGAUAUCAUGAGUAGUACAUGCUACCAUGAAUCAAUGUUAGAUUAUGGUCAGAAUCAGCAUAGUGACCCAUGAUAAUAUCAAGGGCACCGGGGAGCCUGCUGAUCUCAAAUAUACCUCUCUGACUUGCCGGCCAAUGCCUGAAAUUUCACCAUAAGAGCUUCAUCAAAAUCUUGAGAAAGGUUACAUUUUAAGCUGUUAUGGCAAAUAUACCUCAGUUUCCUAAAAGCUAAUGUUUCUAGGUGGGAGAGAUAUAAAGGACACUAGAGUUUCAAGGCUGUCAGAGGGGCUGGUCUCUUAAGAGAAAAGAUAAGUAAAUGCUGGUGUUUCUAGAACCACCAAACUAAAAUAUUUAAGUUUAGUUUGUUUGUUUUUUUCCAUCUUUGCAGACAUUUUUCUGUCUCACAAAAGAACCAGAGAAUUUUGGGGGGAAAUGACUAGGCAGGUUUUGAAAGUAUUGGAAAUAAGAGUCAGCAGAGAUUUCAUGCAAGUGUUACAAUAUGUAGGGAAGCCUAUAGAAACGUUCUCUAAGUUUUUCUCUGCACUACUCAAGUACAGUUAGUACCUCAUUUUCACAAACACCAAAUUCACAGCAACAUACAAAACAAUUCAUGUGUUUAGAUUAGAUUGUAAGCCAUUUGGGCAGGUACUAUGUCUAAUGUUCUGUACAGCGCCUAGCGCAUUGUUGGUGCUCAAUAAAUGUUAAAUAAUGGCUUUGCAAUUGUCAAAAUACAAAACCAUUCUAAGAAA